ACUUCUAUUGCCUUCGCAAGCAGACCAUCGACCAAGCGCACAAACGCCUGUAGCUUGGACACACAGCCGUCGUGCAGCCCACUCCCCUCUUGCCUGCCUCUCUACCUUUGCCAUCGCGCCCUGCCUGCCACCACGACUGCCUUCCACUGCGCCAUCGCGCCAAGACCAGCUUCAUCAUCCCCACCUCACCUACAAGAGCACCCCGCCCACCCCCAGCGCCAUCUUCAACCACCCACGCACAACCUGCCAAGAUGAAGAUCACAUUCAAGGACCUGAAGCAGAACAAGUUCGUCAUUGAGGCCGAGCCUUCAGAAACGAUUGGCGCACUCAAGUCCAAGAUCCAAGCAGAGAAGGGCUGGGAAGUCCCCCAGCAAAAGCUCAUCUACUCCGGCAAGAUCCUCCAGGAUGCCAACACAGUCGAGUCGUACAACAUUGAGGAGAAGGGCUUCAUUGUCUGCAUGGUCUCCAAGCCAAAGGCCGCUCCUGCUGCAUCCUCAAGUAGAGCUGCGCCUUCGACACCUGCUCCCGCACCAGCCCAAACACCCUCAGCUCCCCAAGCUCCUACUCAAUCAUCAACCACGCACAACGCCCCCGCUACACCUUCGCCCGCGCCUGCACAGGCAUCGGGCGAGCGCUUCAAUGACCCAUCGGCGCUGACCAUGGGUGGCGAGCGUGAGGCCGCUAUUGCCAACAUGGAGAGCAUGGGUUUCGCGAGGGCUGACAUUGACCGGGCCAUGCGCGCCGCCUUCUUCAACCCCGACCGCGCGGUCGAGUACCUGCUGACGGGCAUUCCCGAGAGCGCACUACAGGAGCAGGCGCAACAAACACAAGCCCGUGCACCCAACUCGCCUACGCCUGCUGGCGGAAAUGCAGGUGCGACUGCGCAGGCCAACCCUUCGUCUGGAGGUGACGAACCCAUGAAUCUGUUCGAGGCUGCCGCGGCUGCCCAAAACCGGGGUGGUGCUGGCGGUGCUCGCUCUGGUGGUACUGGAGGUGCUGGCGGCGGCGCUCUCAAUGCCAACUCUCUCGACUUUUUGCGCAACAACCCCCAGUUCCAGCAGCUACGACAGGUGGUGCAACAGCAGCCUCAAAUGCUUGAGCCCAUCCUGCAACAAGUCGGCGCAGGCAACCCACAGUUGGCUCAGAUGAUCGCAUCCAACCCGGAGCAGUUCCUGCAAUUGCUCGCAGAGGACGCAGAUGAGGACGCGCCACUGCCACCGGGCGCCCAGGCCAUCUCCGUCACGGAAGAGGAGCGCGAGGCUAUUGAGCGCCUGUGUCGCCUCGGGUUUGAGCGUGAUCUGGUUAUCCAGGCAUACUUUGCGUGCGACAAGAAUGAGGAGCUGGCCGCCAACUUUCUCUUCGACCAGCCUGAUGACGCUGACGACCAGUAGUCGCUUUUGGCUCACUGUGCCAUGACUGUGCGACAUCACCAUACCCAACACGUCCGUUUCUCCGUCUGAUAUCACGGUCACAGUGGCACACCAAAACUCCUCUCCUUAAAAUGGACAAAAAUCCAUGUCGAGUCAAUUGGCGCCGGGCGGUCCAAUGCAGUGCUUUGGUCGCGGGUCGCGGGUUGCGGCUUUCGAUAGUUCCAUUGCUUUUCUAUGAUAUAUGAUACCUUCCGAAUGGGGUACGAGGAAAGAGCUGGGGCCUGCUGGAUUUGUGGCAUGUAGAUGUACCAGCAGACGCUUGCUAGGCGGAAGAAAUAGCUUAUCAAUAGAACAAAAAAAUCAUUCCAUUGUG
This is a messenger RNA of Bipolaris maydis ATCC 48331, 1743 nucleotides long. RefSeq names its product XPC-binding domain-containing protein. The record is from RefSeq and is a predicted model, not a curated record. Gene Ontology annotation, molecular function: polyubiquitin modification-dependent protein binding; ubiquitin binding; damaged DNA binding. Gene Ontology annotation, biological process: proteasome-mediated ubiquitin-dependent protein catabolic process; nucleotide-excision repair. Gene Ontology annotation, cellular component: cytosol; nucleoplasm. Lineage: Eukaryota; Fungi; Ascomycota; Dothideomycetes; Pleosporales; Pleosporaceae.